CUUUUUUUUUUUUCCAAUUUCAUUCGCUCUGUGGGAUCAUUGCCAUGGCUGGGCCAAACAAAAAGCCUUCUGAUAGGGGUUAUAAGGCUCAAAAGAAGGAUUGGAGCAAUAAUAAUGUUAAUAGCAAAGGAAAAGGCAAUGGCAACAAUUACAACAAUAGAAACAGCAACAAUAAAGGUCUUGGAGAGGAGGACAAGAGCAAGGUUCAAAAAGCCUUUGCCUCAGUAGUGAAGGGACCUUCUGCUAAUGGUAGCAUCCCAAAGGGCAUGCUUACAUCAGCCAAACUAAAACCUACCAAGGUCAAACUGACCUUUGAACCAUCACCGCAAUGGUACAACAACGAACUUGCGGUGUUGGAGGACGAUGGGAAGGAACAUCAUAUGCUCGAGACAACACUCACUCAAAAAGUCAAUCAGGCUACGCGCCUUCUGGAAGAGGAGAACACAAAGUAUGAUGAGAACCCUAAUCUAUCGUCUUCGGACAAAAACUUUGUGUCAACUAUCAUGUCCUCUGGUACUCUGAACGAUCGUGUUUCAGCCCUUACAUUGUUGGUGCAGGAGUCACCUCUACAUACUACAAAGAGCCUCGAUAAGCUCAUGAGCAUGGCUGAAAAGAAGAGCAGGACAGAAGCUGUCAAGGCAAUCGAGAGUUUGAAGGAUCUGUUUAUUGGAGGAAUAUUGCCUGAUCGCAAGCUCAAGUAUUUUCAAGAUCGUCCAUUGACCCAUCCUAAGGCUUCGAACGAACAUCUGAUCAUGUGGAUUUUCGAGGAUUAUCUGAAGAAGACUUUUUGGAAAUUUGUGCAGCUACUUAAAAUCCUUUCGGACGACCCUGUUGUGCAUGUUCGCCACCGCAUCCUCGGCUUCAUUGCAGAGUUAAUGGCUUCGAAACCAGAACAGGAAAACACCUUGCUAGAAAUGCUCGUCAAUAAGAUGGGUGAUAAUGAAAACAAGGUCUCCGCAAAAGCAUCAUUUGAGAUUCAGCAACUGUUGAGAGCACAUCCAGGGAUGACUAUGAUUGUAGUCCGCGAGAUUGAGCGAUUGUUAAUGCGCCCUCGCGUCUCACAGCGUGCACAGUACUACGCCAUCAUUACUCUGAAUCAGACUAUUUUGAACUCACGACAAGUGGAUGUCGCCAACAAGUUGAUCGACAUCUAUUUUGUGUUCUUCAAGCGCAUGUUGGGAGACCAGGAGUCACAGGUCAAGAAGACAAAGAGUUUCUUGAAAGAGAACAAGAACAAAGUAGACAAGAAGAGGAAGAAGGAUGCUGGAAAGUCCAAGGGACCACACAGGACACCAGGAGAAAUCUUGGAUAUGCAAGACGCAGAAAACUCCAAGAUGAUUGCCGCAGUCCUUACUGGAGUCAACCGCGCAUUUCCUUUUGCCAAAAUUGAUGAUAAGAUAUUCACUGCUCAUAUGGACAUCAUCUUCCGCAUCACUCACACUGGCACUUUUAACACCUCGAUCCAAGCCCUGCGUCUGAUUUUCCGCGUCAUUACUAUUCAGAAAGCUUCUUCAGAUCGCUUCUACAGGACCUUGUACGAAUCCCUGUUAGAUCCUCGUUUGAUUUUAACUUCCAAGCAAUCCAUCUACCUCAACCUUCUCUUUGAUGCACUUCAGGCCGAUCAGUCCCUUCCAAGGAUCAAGUCCUUUAUGAAGCGUCUUGUCCAGUCUUGUGCGCAUCAUCAGCCUCCAUACAUCUGCGGAGCUUUUUUUUUGAUUUCAAAACUUAUGGAAUCCAAGCCUGGUCUUUCUGACAUGAUCAGUCAGCCUGAAGAUAAUGAAGAAGAGAAUUUCAAGGAUGUCCCCGAAGAUGAACCAAAUGGGGAAAAGGAUGGAGAAAAGGAUGAGUCCAAGGAAAGCGAGAAAACAGAAAAGAAGCUUCCCUCAACUCCAGUAGACAACAUCAAGUAUGACGGAAGGAAGCGUGAGCCUUUAUAUAGCAAUGCGGAUAAGACAUGUCUUUGGGAAAUGAUACCAUUCCUAUCACAUUUCCAUCCUACAGUUUCGUUAUAUGCUGCUCAUAUUUUGUCUCUCCAGCCAAUUGAGGGCAAACCAGAGUUUUAUCAACAUGCUCUAAUCCACUUCUUGAACCGCAUGGUGUACAAAAACCCUAGAAAACAGAGGGAUGAUGUCAACACUGCAUUGGGUACUAAGGGAUCGUCCAUCAUGCAACCUAUGGCUGCACAUCGUGGAGCGAGCAUUAUGCUCAAGAAGGGUGGUGGAAACGAUGUCAAUGUCAACACGGAGGCCUUUUGGCAAAAGAAAGAAGAAGAUGUUCCUGUUGAUCAAGUCUUUUUCCACAAAUAUUUCACGCAGAAGAAGGCCAUGAAUCCUGCUAGUACUAAGAAGAGCACCAUAUCAGCAGGAUCGGAUGAAGAUGAGGAUAACUUUACAGGCUCCAAGAAGAAGAGGAAGGACAGUGAUGAGGAGGACAAUGGCUCUGAUUUGGAUGAAGAUGAGGUCUGGAGGGCAAUGAUGAAUGAUAUGCCCAAGGACGCAUUGGAAGAUGUGGAUGAAGAUGAAGACGAUCUGAGUGAUGCUAAUCUUGAGGACCUUAUGUUGAGUGACAUUGAAGAAGAAGAAGUUGAUGAGUCAUUUAGUAACGAUGAGGCUAAUUGGAAAGAUGAUGAGGGUGACGAAGACGAAACAAGCAUGUUUAUGGAUGAGGAGGAGGAUAUAGUUCCCAGCGAUACGGAAGACGCUGUUGAAGAAGAGUCUGAUGAAGAAGAAAAAGGUCGCCAUAAGAAGCGUAGAAAGAAGGUAGCUCUGCCAGUGUUUGCCUCAAUGGAGGACUAUGCACAUCUCAUUGAUCAGGGCGAUAGUGAAUAAGGGGAGUUAUUAUCAGACCAGACACACAUUUCCAAUCAAUACACGAUUUCAUGCAUCAAUAACAUUUAUCUUUC
Messenger RNA from Lobosporangium transversale, 2902 nucleotides. RefSeq names its product CBF/Mak21 family-domain-containing protein. Lineage: Eukaryota; Fungi; Mortierellomycota; Mortierellomycetes; Mortierellales; Mortierellaceae. The transcript has 5 exons. The record is from RefSeq and is a predicted model, not a curated record. Bases 45 to 2828 code for a protein of 927 amino acids. Gene Ontology annotation, cellular component: nucleus.